UCGCCUUCUACUGGAAAGCUAGUCCAGUUCACAGUUCCUGACGGUGGCCACCUGUUCGCCAAUGAAGUUUACGCUCUCAUCGAAGUGAUGAAGCUUAUUUUAGAGCUGCGGGUAUCUGCUUCCGGCAUACUCAAGCAUCGUCGUGGUCCCGGUGCUAUCCUUGAGCCUGGGACAGAGGUUGCUCGACUUCUGCUAGAUGAUCCGAGCACCUUGAAGCAAGUUCAGGUUUACAGCCUCCCUCUCUUUCCCUCUAUCCAACCGCGAUCCUCUUCGUUCCCAUUCGCUUUGGAGACGACAUUCCCCGGCGUACCUCUAAGCCAUACUCAUUCUUCUGACUCACAUGAGCUUGACUCGAGUGAAGGCAAACUCCACCACGUGUUCUGGCUGAUGAGGGCAGAAUUGGAGCAAGUAUUGCAGGGCUAUGCUUUGCCAGAACCAUACUUUACGUCCUGGUUGCGAAGCCGCAUAGAUCGCUUAAUGAAAUGCCUCCGAGACCCCCGUCUACCACUGCUCGAGUUACAGGAGGCAAUCGCCCAGCUCAGCGGCCGCCUACCCUCAGGUGUGGAACAUGAGUUGCGCGUCUGCGCGUCUGCUUAUGCUGGACAGGUGACUUCGCUGUUAGCCGGCUUUCCGGCGACAGUGAUCACCGGGGUUAUACAACGCCAUGCCGCUCGCCUGGCGUGUCACGAAGCUGAGGCUGGUGCCUCAAGUGAUGCGAUUGCGGCUAGUCUAGCCAACUUUCACCAGUCCACCGAAAGACUGGCCGAGAUCAGCAGGCGUUAUUGGCAUGGCAUCCGCGGUCAUACGGUGCGGGUAAUAGGCGAACUCAUCUGGAGCUAUUUUUCUGUGGAGCAGCACUUUCAACAUGGUGAGCACGUAAUCAGCCACUUGUGCACUUCGUUUGUUUCCCUGACUCGACGACAGUUCAUUUGCAGACAGGUAGCAUAG
This is a messenger RNA of Protopolystoma xenopodis, 948 nucleotides long. Lineage: Eukaryota; Metazoa; Platyhelminthes; Monogenea; Polystomatidea; Polystomatidae. The record is from the annotation of a GenBank genome assembly.